GUAGUAUGUGGGUUCCAGCAAUAAACAAGGCAAUUUGGUUCGUUAGUACAGUAAGAUGGUCCAUUCAUCAAGACUGUGAGAUGCUAGAACAUUCUUCUUUCUUAAGUAUGGAGAGUCAAGAUUGUUGAACAUCUCCUGAAAAAUGUUUGUUUCUACCUACGGCUACGGUCAAUCAAUGGCGCCGGCCGUCGACCAACCGCUGCUUCACCAGGAAGGGGCCAGAAGGUUCCGCCGCUGCAGGACGGCGCCCUCCUCCGACCCACUGUCCACGGCCAACCACACCUCCUCGCCUCCCAAGACGCUGUUCGGCGCCGGCGCCGCCGCCCGCCCCAGCUUCCGCCUCGUCGGCCUCCUCCUCGCCGCGUACCUCCUCCUCGGCUCUCUCGCCUUCUACCUCGCCAUGGACCACAUGUCCGGCACCCGCACCGCCCGCGCCCUCGACGCCCUCUACUUCUGCGUCGUCACCAUGACCACCGUCGGCUACGGCGACCUCGUCCCCGCCAGCGACGCCGCCAAGCUGCUCGCCUGCGCCUUCGCCUUCGCUGGCGUUGCCCUCGUCGGCACCUUCCUCAGCAAGGCCGCCGACUACCUCGUCGAGAAGCAGGAGGCGCUCCUCUUCCGCGCGCUGCACGCCCACCGCGGCGGCGAGGCACGGAUGCUGCGCGCCAUGGAGGCGAACAAGGUGAGGUACAAGCUGUACACCGCGGGGGUGCUGCUGGCGCUGCUGGUGGCGUCGGGGACGGCGGUGCUGUGGAAGGUGGAGGGGAUGCGCCCGGUGGACGCGCUGUACUGCGCGUGCGCGACGGUGACGACGCUGGGGUACGGCGACCGGAGCUUCUCGUCGGAGGCGGGGAGGGCGUUCGCGGUGGCGUGGAUCACGGUGAGCACGGUGGUGGUGGCGCUCUUCUUCCUGUACGCGGCGGAGGUGUACACGGAGCGGCGGCAGAGGGAGGUGGCGCGGUGGGUGGCGCGGCGGCGGACGACGAGCAUGGACCUGGAGGCGGCGGACCUGGACGGCGACCGGCGCGUGGGGGCGGCGGACUUCGUGCUGUACAAGCUGAAGGAGCUGGGGAAGAUCAGGCAGGAGGAGAUAUCGGAGUUCCUGAAGGAGUUCGACAAGCUCGACGCCGACCACUCCGGCACCCUCUCCCCCGCCGACCUCGCGCUCGCCCAGUCGCCCGACCCGGACCCGGACCCUCCCAACCCUUCUUAGACCACCAUUCUUUCUUCCUAAAAUGCUCUAUAAUAACUAGAUACUGUUCCAUAUAACUGUGAUAUAUGUUGAGAAAUAUAAGUAUUUUAUAUAUAUUAUUAGAGUCCUAUAGUAUAAGUUUAUAAGUUGUUUUUGU
Molecule: messenger RNA, 1349 nt
Organism: Oryza brachyantha (malo sina)
Lineage: Eukaryota; Viridiplantae; Streptophyta; Magnoliopsida; Poales; Poaceae
Product: two pore potassium channel b-like
Exons: 1
Coding region: 143-1213 (356 amino acids)
Biological process (GO): stabilization of membrane potential; potassium ion transmembrane transport
Cellular component (GO): plant-type vacuole membrane
Molecular function (GO): calcium ion binding; potassium ion leak channel activity
Source: RefSeq, a predicted model, not a curated record